This is a messenger RNA of Trematomus bernacchii (emerald rockcod), 1446 nucleotides long. Its product is annotated as isocitrate dehydrogenase [NAD] subunit alpha, mitochondrial-like. Gene Ontology annotation, cellular component: mitochondrion. The record is from RefSeq and is a predicted model, not a curated record. Gene Ontology annotation, molecular function: NAD binding; magnesium ion binding; isocitrate dehydrogenase (NAD+) activity. NCBI's taxonomy places the organism in Eukaryota, Metazoa, Chordata, Actinopteri, Perciformes, Nototheniidae. Gene Ontology annotation, biological process: tricarboxylic acid cycle; isocitrate metabolic process.
AUGCAGACGGUGACUAUGAUCCCAGGAGACGGCAUCGGGCCGGAGAUCUCCAAUGCUGUGAUGAAGAUCUUUGAGGCUGCUAAAGCUCCUAUCCAAUGGGAGGAGAGGAACGUGACGGCCAUCCAAGGGCCCGGCGGGCGCUGGAUGAUCCCCCCCGACUGCAAGGAGUCCAUGGACCAGAGCAAGAUCGGCCUGAAAGGCCCCCUGAAGACCCCCAUCGCGGCCGGGCACCCCUCCAUGAACCUUCUGCUCAGAAAGACCUUCGAUCUCUACGCCAACGUGCGGCCGUGCGUCUCCAUCGAGGGAUACAAGACUCCGUACACCGACGUGAACCUGGUGACCAUCAGAGAGAACACUGAGGGGGAGUACAGUGGGAUAGAGCACCUGAUCGUGGAAGGCGUGGUUCAGAGCAUCAAACUGAUCACGGAGGACGCCAGUCGACGCAUCGCAGAAUACGCCUUCGAAUACGCCCGAAACAAUCAGAGGAGCAGCGUGACGGCCGUUCAUAAGGCCAACAUCAUGCGGAUGUCAGACGGUCUGUUUCUCAGGAAGUGUCGUGAAGUUGCUGAGAACUACAAAGACAUCAAGUUCACUGAGAUGUACCUGGACACCGUGUGCCUCAACAUGGUACAGGAUCCCACUCAGUUCGACGUGCUCGUGAUGCCGAACCUGUACGGAGACAUCCUCAGUGAUCUGUGUGCCGGGCUGAUCGGAGGACUCGGAGUCACGCCCAGCGGAAACAUUGGAGCCAACGGAGUCGCCAUCUUUGAAUCGGUGCACGGCACUGCCCCGGACAUCGCAGGCCUGGACAUGGCGAACCCAACGGCUCUUAUUCUCAGCGCGGUGAUGAUGCUGCGUCACAUGGGACUGCACGACAUCGGGAACAACAUCCAGAACGCCUGCUUCGACACCAUCAGGGACAAGAAGGUGCUAACCAAGGACCUCGGAGGAAACUCUAAAUGUUCCGAGUUCACCGACGAUAUCUGCCGUCGCAUCCAAGACAUGUGAUCCCAGCAGGGGGCGCCACUGAGCAGAGAGACCCCAAAUACACCUGAUCAUCUUCAUGUAUUGUUUUCUGUAUGAAAUGGAGAAACACCUGAUCUCUUGUAUGUUUCCAUGGAGACGUCCUGCUUCCUGUUCAUAUCGGGGUGUUUUGGGGUUUUCCUGCUUCCUUUCGGCGAACACCAUGAAACAUUCACAGCCAAGAUACGCACAAUGUCACACGACCAAGAGUUUACUCAGAUAUCCAGAUAUCAUUCUGAUAAUAGUUGUUUUAGUUUUCAGCACUCCCCUGAUGAUAGGUAGAUGAUGGACAGAUCUGUUUCAGCACUCUGAUGAUAGGUAGAUGAUGGACAGAUCUGUUUGUAACGGUCAUCUGGUGUAACUUAUUUAUUCUGUUCCUGCUUCCUCUGUUUCUACAUUAAUAAACGCUGUGGAGAGAACUGA